AUGUUGUUUUUUGUAGGGUUUGUAAAGAGUCGAGAUAAGGCUUAUGCUAAAUUCUUCAACCAAGUAUUGAAAACUCAAAUGUUUAUUAGAUUCGUUGAAGAAAGAUCAUUUGUAUCUGAAAAUGAUGCUAGUCUAGCUUUCUUUGAUGAAUGUGCAGAAAAAGUUGAUGAUCUUAAAGAUGAACCACAGUUAAUUGAGAUGGACAGCACACAUACAAGUGAUCGUACAGUGUUUAUAAUGCCACCAGAACCAGUUGGUUUACCUGCUGGUGAAAACUACAGUUAUAAUGGGUUUCCUCAGUUAAAAAGUGAACUAUUCCUAGUAAAAACAUCAUCUAACUUAUCAUUACCAACUAAAUCUGUUUGCCCUAACAGUCCAUUUGCUCGACGUACAAAACAAGAGAUAAGAUCUGCUCAAAAGCAUGCCCAACAGCAAAUUAAUACACCUGAAAAGUGGGCCAAAUGUUUAUUAGCUCACUGUUAUAGUUUAUGGUUUAUAAAUUUAUCAGCAUUUGUUCAUUCUAAUAUUAAUAAAGAAAAUGCUUUGAGAAUGUGUUUCAGAAUAUUAAUGCAGUUGUGUGGACAGUACAAUAAACCUGGCCUGGCUAUUAAAGUAUUUGGUGAUAUGAAAAAAUAUGGUAUUGAAGUAAAUGCAAUUACGUAUGGUUUUUAUAAUAAAGUAAGUGUUCUCUAA
Molecule: messenger RNA, 693 nt
Organism: Lottia gigantea (owl limpet)
Lineage: Eukaryota; Metazoa; Mollusca; Gastropoda; Lottiidae
Exons: 5
Coding region: 1-693 (230 amino acids)
Biological process (GO): regulation of Rab protein signal transduction
Cellular component (GO): cytoplasmic vesicle
Source: RefSeq, a predicted model, not a curated record